Cladocopium goreaui is the source of this 1429-nucleotide messenger RNA. NCBI's taxonomy places the organism in Eukaryota, Dinophyceae, Suessiales, Symbiodiniaceae. The record is from the annotation of a GenBank genome assembly.
CCUCACAGCCUCCUCCUCCUCCUCACCAUGGCUCGCCGCGGCUUGGUGCCCGCUGUGGUUGGGGCCGGUGCAACUGCACUGUUGGCAUCCAGUGGACCUUCUUUCGCAGUGCCCCGGGCUGCUGAUGCCACAAAGGCCAAAGUGCAGGGUGUCGCUGCAUCAUAUGCUGCAGAUGCUGCACCAACUCCACUAGGCUUUGCCACAGUGGCCAGCGCUGCCGUGGCCGCAGCUGGUUUGGCAGCUGCGCGCCGCGGAUCCCGGGUUGCAGCAUCACGUGCAGACACCAGCCGUGUUGUUUGUGCAGCUGGUAGUGUGGGAAAGAAAAGGUGCUUGGUCAUGGGCGGAACACGAUUCAUCGGCUGCUAUUUGGUUGCCAAACUUCGAGAGCAGGGCCAUGAUGUUGUGGUGUGCAACCGUGGAAAGACGAACGGAGGCAAGCCUGAACCCCUCCCUGGAGUGAAUGAUGCCGAGCAUCAAAAGAUGCUGGAGGGUGUCAGUGUGCUGGUGGCUGACCGGAAGGACCCAGCAGCGCUGAAGGCGGCACUGGCAGGCGCCGGGAAAUUUGACAUCGUUUUCGACAACAACGUGCGAAAGUUGAAUGAAGUUCAACCGUUGGUUGAGGGUGUCCAAAGCACAGGAGGCUGUGAACAAUUCAUCCUCAUGAGCAGUGCAGGUGUGUAUGGUCCCACUGAUGUGCUGCCGUUGAGUGAGGAGAAUCCUGGUGAUCCCAACUCUCGACACAAGGAGAAACUGCAAUGCGAGCAGUACUUGGAUUCUCAGGGUUUGAACUGGACCUCGAUUCGUCCAGUCUACAUCUACGGUCCCUUGAACUACAACCCGGUAGAGCGCUAUUUCUUUGAUCGAGUGACCCGCGGAAGGCCAGUAUGUAUCCCCUACGAUGGCAAAUACAUCACCCAGUUGGGACACUGCGAAGACCUGGCGGAUUUCAUGAUCAAGUGCAUCGGCAAUCCCGCGGUGAAGGGCCAGGUGUACAACAUCUCCAGCGAGGAGUACGUGACAUUCGAUGGCAUGGCCAAGCUAUGUGCACAGGCCGCAGGCAUGGCGGAGCCGCAGAUCGUGCACUAUGAUCCCAAGUCGGUUGAGGUGCCGGACGGAUUUCCCAAGGCCUUUCCUUUCCGUGGCAUGCACUUCUUCGCUUCCAUCGAGAAGGCAAAGCGUGAUGUGCCGGACUGGAUGCCCAAGUUCAGCAUGCUGGAAGGCUUGAGGAGUAGCUAUCAACAAGACUAUUUGGCACGUGGAUUUGACAAGCAGCAGCCUGAUUUUCGCACUGAUGAGCUGAUUUUGUCCAAGACCAUGUCUGCGGCAUGAAGUUCUCCAAACACGACCACUUUUCUGACCUGGAUUUAAAGGACUCCCCAGACCCAGGCCCACAUUGGGCCACACAGGCCGACAGGUCACACGGAGAAAA